AUGGUCAAAGUUUCGAUAAAGUCUGACAAGCUUGUUGAGACUGAAUAUGUUGAGCCUACAAAGGAAAUCAUUCCUUCGAAAACUGGUUUCAUCCUUCAAGAGGUUCCUAUACCAGUUUCUCCAUCUUCAAAUAAACGACGGGCCAAGGAUGUUGCAAAGCAUAUUUCCAAGAAGAUGAAGAAGACGACAUUGAUCCUUCAGGACGACUCUAUGAAAGAAGAAGAAGUUCCUGAAACUCCAAAGGGUGAUGUUUCAUCCAAAAAGAAAUCUCACGUCAAAUUGACUUUCGAGGAGAUAGGAAUUUCUAGUAGCUCUGUGAAAACUUCUACAGUGGACACAACUACUAUUCUGGUUGAUUCAACUAAGAUAUUAACUUCUAAGUUGAUUUUGGUCAUACCACCUGAGGUUUCGAUAUCCAAGUCAUUUCUUGAGGAGCUUCGAACCUUAGACAUCUCGACACACGUAUCUGAUAUGGAUGUGAAUGUCAACAUGGGUGAGGGAGUCUCCGAAAAAGAACACCCAGUGUCUACUCAAUGUAUUUUAGAAAUCUCAAUCAUCACUACCAAUACUUCUUUACCACCAUUUAUCACAACUGUUUCUACAACGACACAUUCUCCAACUUUUGAUCAAGUUAUCAAUCAACCCAUCACUUCUCUUUUUCCAUAUCAAUCCAUUGAUCCACCAAAACUUGUACAUGAUGAUGACACUGAUGAUGGAGGAUUUAGAGGAUCAUUUGUUGAUCUCGAGUUUGAUCCUGAAGAAGAAGACACACUAGACCACAUGCUUAUGUUAGGGAAACAGUACAAGAUUCUCAAUAGAAAGCUCAACUCUUUGUUACCGUCACAAGCAGAUUCUAGCAGUAUACACUCAGUAUCUGGUAUUGACGUCGACGUCAUGCUCAAGGCUUAA
Messenger RNA from Lactuca saligna, 909 nucleotides. The record is from the annotation of a GenBank genome assembly. NCBI's taxonomy places the organism in Eukaryota, Viridiplantae, Streptophyta, Magnoliopsida, Asterales, Asteraceae.